This is a messenger RNA of Eufriesea mexicana, 2882 nucleotides long. RefSeq names its product MAX dimerization protein (gene Mxd). The coding region runs from base 23 to 694 and encodes 223 amino acids. The record is from RefSeq and is a predicted model, not a curated record. Gene Ontology annotation, biological process: regulation of transcription by RNA polymerase II. The transcript is spliced from 6 exons. Lineage: Eukaryota; Metazoa; Arthropoda; Insecta; Hymenoptera; Apidae. Gene Ontology annotation, molecular function: RNA polymerase II cis-regulatory region sequence-specific DNA binding; DNA-binding transcription factor activity, RNA polymerase II-specific; protein dimerization activity.
UGAACAUGGCUACGCUUCGACGAUGCCGAUGCCCGAUGAUAUGCGGACGGUCACAAAAAGGCCAAAGACGAAAAAAUCCCAGGGCAGCAGGACAACUCAUAACGAGCUGGAGAAAAAUAGGAGAGCGCACCUCAGAAAUUGCCUGGAAAAGCUGAAGGUGUUGGUUCCGUUGGGUCCUGAAACCUCAAGGCACACCACGUUGGGUCUCUUGACCAAGGCCAAGCGUUUUAUCAAGAGCCUGGAGGAACGCGACCGCAAGCACGCAGUGCACAAGGAACAGCUGUCCCGCGAGCAGAGGUUCCUCAGGCGACGGCUGGAGCAGCUGAUGAACCAGACGGGCCUGCACGGCUUGCACGGUCUGCAUGGCCUCCAUGGGCUCAGCUCCAGCGCCCCGACCGGUUCCUCUUGCGGCCCCGGAGCCGCCGCAGCCGCGGCUCUCCUCUCCAAACGGCGCAGCGUCUCCGAGUGCUCGCUAGGCACGGCCUCGUCCACCAGCUCCACGGCCAGCUCCAGGAACUCCGACAGGUCUGCGGGCAGUCCCUCCGUCUCGGAGUCCGAUGAAGUAGACGUGAUCGGUUAUACGAGCAAUCAGUCGGACACCGAUGAUCACAGCAGCGUGCAGAGCAGCAGCGACAGUGGCGUCGCAAUGUCCACCUCCAGGCUGACCCUUUCCGAAAUGAUGGACAAUCUUUAGACAAAGAGGUGGCGCGGUGGCGGCGGAAGAACGUGGAGGGGGAGCAUUUGAGGGCGCAGAAGAGGAAGCGGCGGAGAAAGCGGCGCGGAAGAUGAAGAAGAAGACGAAGAAGAAGCUGGUGCGGCGAUGGAGAGACGUCGGAGAAGCCGGAGAGACAGGGGAGCAACGCUCGAGAGGGGGCCGGGGGCGGCGGAGGAAGCGGAAGAGGAGCGGAAGAAGGAAGAGGAGCCAUCGGAGCGUGCGAGGAUCGACGGCGUGCGAAAUAUCAGCUCGCGUACACGCGUCUACGCGACAACCCUCGGUGCACCCUUGCAGAGGGUCGCGGGACGCGCGCCGCGACGCCCGGGCAACGGGAGAAGCGUUGAAGAGGCGACGGCACCCGGCGCGUACGCGCGUGUACGUGCGACCUAUGCACGUCUGACGAGGGUAGAGCCGGGAGGAACGACUUGGAACAACCAGGAUCGGUAGCAACGAGCCGGGGAAAAGGGAAGAAGAGGAAUGAAACCGACGACGCUGAAGGAAGAGAACCACCCUUGUCUCUAGAACAUCGCGAGAAAGAGGCGCGAGAAACGAGCGGGAAGCACAGAGUCGCGUGUAAAUUGUCGAUCGAGUAUUGUACAUAUUUUUAAGGGAGACUAAAUUUAUCGAGAGAAAGAGAGAGAAAGAUGGAGAAGGGGGUAGGAGAAGCUGAUUCCGCGCGUUUCUUUCUCGACGAGGAACCAGAAGAACCUGAAGAGACCGGGAGAACAGUUUGAUCCGGAUCGGAGAGACGAUCGAUCGACGUUGGGAGGACAUUCGUGGAGAAUUAGCGAUCCAAUAAGCGCGUGCUGGCGCCAAACAGCGAGCGGACAUUCGUCGAUCGUUGCUCAUCGAUCACGACAAUCGAUCCUUCUCCCGGAUCCUUCUCUCGAGCUCGCCGCUUCCUCCGCGGGGCCCCGAGCACGCGCUCGAAGAGGAAAACACGCCGAAACUGACCGAGGGUAUGACAGAGAAUAUUCGCCGCUAUGUAUAAUUUGGAGAAGGUAUCAUUUACGUACGUCGCCGCCGCUGUCCGCUUCGCCGAUCGCGGAGGCUCGCUCGGCGAGGCGGUCGAUCGUCGAUUUUCAUUUCCAAGUCUCUUGUUUUCGCUUGUCGACGAGGUUACCAAGAGGAGAGGUAACACGCUUCUGUGUCCGCGCUCGCGACGCGUCGUGGAACGCGCGUGCUCCAAUUUGUUCUCAAUAAUGGCGGAUCAAUCCGAGCGUCCCCCGAAGACAAGGAACGCGUAUCUGGAAUCGAAAGAAGAGGAAGAGGGACAGAGAUAACACGAAGGAUCGUCACGGACGUCAGAGAACAAACUCACGCUUGGUUCCACGACGACGAUCCCUGGAUCGACUGUCCUUUUUACGAUCGAGGACGUGGAUCCUUGGACACCUGGUCGUCGAACUACGGGCGCUUCUUCAGUGCACACCUCUACGGGAGAAGAGCCUUCAUUUCCGUCGCGUUCCACUGGCCCGCCGUCACGCGGGCCCCGGGGUCAGAUACACGGUGUUACGCUAAAAAGUAAAAAAAUGAAAAAAAAAAAAAAUAAACAAACGAAGAAACCGAAGGGACGAAGAGGAGAAGACACGGAGAGGGGAGGAAGUCUGCGAGAUGCCUGGAAGAUGUCUGCGGUCGCGCGGAAGGGAUGAAAGGUGGAGCAGCAGGCAGUGCGGAAGAUCCGUCUAUCGAAUUAGGAAUAAUCGGGAACGAUAGGGAACGCCGAUUGGGAUUAUUAUCGUUCCGGAAGAGGGAACAAGGGCGGGUUAAUUGCGAACUGGGUUUCUUCGGGAAUCCUACGGUUAAUUAACGAAACCCGAAAGAGCCUCCACCUUUCGAGGAGUACACGGGUGCACGCGAACGUACACGUGGAUGAGGAUAGAGGGCGGGUCGGUGGGAGAAUAGCGAGGGUAGAAAACACGGGGACGGAUAGGGAACGGGAACGAGAUGGAGAAACAAAGCGUACACACUUCUAAAGUAAGAACACGCGUAUUCAUACAUGCAUACACACGGUCACACGCAUACCUACAUGUACACACGCUCAUACGAUACAUUCUUUGCUCGAGCACGACGCGGUACACGUACACACACGUACACACGUACAUACUGGUGGAUCCUCACGGAAGAAAAAGAAACCAAAAAAAAAAAGGAUUAAAAUAAAGGAAAAAAA